Molecule: messenger RNA, 348 nt
Organism: Gamsiella multidivaricata
Lineage: Eukaryota; Fungi; Mortierellomycota; Mortierellomycetes; Mortierellales; Mortierellaceae
Exons: 3
Coding region: 1-348 (115 amino acids)
Source: RefSeq, a predicted model, not a curated record
AUGGCGAUCGAGAUGAGGCCCACCGUAAUCAGUCAAGGCACAGCAGAGGCUCCAGAGAACAUGUCCCAAUCAUCACAGUGUCAGGCACCUUCAACUCGCCUGCAAAACCAAUAUCAGCAACAGCAGCAGCAGCAACUCCCUGCAGAUUGCCUGCCUUGCAAGGUCGUAGGCUGCGUUGGAUUCAGUGGCCUUGGCCUGUACUCCUUUUACCAAGCACAGCAGUUGCCCAGGAACCUGGUAGCCCGAAGGCUUGGUCUCGGACUCAUGGGAACAGUGUUCAUCGGAGCGGCUGUCUACAGGUUAACUAUGCCCACAAACCAGGAAUUAUCAUCGUUAUCGAAAAAGUAA